GCGUGGAGGAGGGGGAAGGAGAGUAGUGUGUGUUGUUUUCACCUUUUCUUCUAUUUUCUUUUCUCUCUCUCUCACUCCAAUCAAUUGAGGAGUAGUGUGUGUUCGUUUUCACCUUUUCUUCUAUUUUCUUUUCUAUCUCUCACUCCAAGCAAUUCUCUCUCUCUCUUCUCUCUCUCUCUCUCUCUCUCAAUAAUUAACAAUUAUAUUUGUAGCUUGAAAAAAUGAUCUUAGGAUGUGGGUUUUGUAGCCAAUAGCCGGACUGAGAGAGAGAGGGAGGGAGAAUCCAGCGGUAGUUACGCCUGUAGUUUGAGGCUCCCUGUGAGAGAGAGAGAGAGAGAGAGAGAGAUCCGACAGCAAGCAGAUUUUCCAACUUACACGGCUUCUCUAUUAAGCCCAUCCAUCAUGUCUCCCUGUCUCCAUCCUCAGCUUUUCCGCUCCACUCUGAUGUUUUCUACUACUUUCUCAGGGUUCUGAGUUUCACAACGAACAUACUACAAGUGGGAUUUUCCUUUUGCUGUUGCGCUGUGAAGAAUCCUGAUGGGUUCAAGAUUCCCAUCUCAUCAGCUCAGCAAUGGCCUUUAUGUAUCAGGAAGGCCAGAGCAGCCAAAAGAAAGGACUCCAACUAUGAGCUCAGUUGCCAUGCCCUAUACUGGAGGUGAUAUCAAAAAGUCAGGAGAACUUGGCAAAAUGUUUGAUAUCCCAAUGGAAGGCUCUAAGUCAAGAAAAUCUGGACCCAUAACUGGUCCUUCUUCAAGGACUGGAUCUUUUGCAGGUGCAUCCUCACAUUCAGGACCAAUCUCUAGUGCUGCCGCUAGGGCUGGCUAUUCCAUGUCUGAUACUGUAUCUUCUGCUGGUAUGUCCGGUUUUACUUCUGUAAAAAAGUCUAAUUCUGGACCACUGAAUAAGCAUGGGGAACCCAUAAAGAAGUCAUCCGGUCCUCAAUCUGGUGGAGUAACACCAGGUUCCCGCCAAAACUCAGGCCCUCAACCUCCAGUGCUACCUGCAACAGGUCUCAUUACAUCCGGUCCAAUUUCUUCUGGCCCACUGAAUUCCUCUGGGGCGACUAGGAAGGUUUCUGGUCCUCUAGACUCAAUGGGAUCAGUCAAAGUACAUGGUUCAUCUUAUGCAAACAACCAGGCUGUGACAACUCUUACCCAAGAUGAUGAUUAUUCAUUUAAGAGGAAUUUUCCAAAGCCAAUUCUCUGGGCAUUGAUUCUGCUAUUUGUGAUGGGGUUCAUUGCUGGUGGUUUCAUUCUUGCUGCAGUCCACAAUGCUAUUCUCCUUAUUGUUGUUGUAGUUUUAUUUGCUAUGGUUGCUGCAUUAUUCACUUGGAAUAGUUGUUGGGGUAGAAAGGCUAUUGUAGGUUUUGUUGCCCAAUACCCAGAUUCUGAGCUUAGAACAGCAAAGAACGGACAGUAUGUGAAGGUCUCUGGGGUGGUGACGUGUGGAAAUGUGCCUCUUGAGUCGUCUUUCCAAAAGGUUCCUAGAUGUGUCUAUACUUCUACAAGUUUAUAUGAGUAUCGAGGAUGGGACUCUAAGCCUGCUAACCCUACUCAUCGCCGUUUUACAUGGGGGCUGAGAUCAUCAGAAAGGCAUGUGGUUGACUUCUACAUCUCUGAUUUCCAGUCUGGGUUGAGAGCGUUAGUUAAGACUGGGUAUGGUGCGAGGGUGACCCCUUACGUGGACGAAUCUAUUGUUGUUGAUGUCAAUCCUUUGAAUAAUGAUUUAUCACCAGAAUUCAUGAGGUGGUUGGGAGAGAGGAAUCUUUCAAGUGAUGAUCGAGUAAUGAGAUUGAAAGAAGGGUACAUCAAAGAAGGGAGCACGGUUAGUGUGAUAGGAGUUGUUCAGAGGAAUGACAAUGUGCUUAUGAUCGUCCCUCCACCGGAGCCAUUGAACACAGGAUGCCAAUGGGCUCAGUGUAUCCUUCCAGCAAGUCUUGAGGGUAUCGUAUUGAGAUGUGAGGAUGUAUCAAAGAUCGAUGUCAUACCCGUGUAGACGACAGCACAGGGCUGCGCAAAAACUGGCUUGUUCGCUCUCUCCAAUGUAUAGAAUAGACAAAUGGUGGUUGUAACAACUGGUGUGGUGGCAAAACUGUUGUAUGUGGUUCAUGUUGUUUUGAGGAGUGGUGGUGGUGGUGGUGGUGGUAACAAUUGGUGUAUAGCUUUUAUAGGGGUUGGUUGUUCUCAAAGUCACAGAGACCUUGAAAGGUUUUGUAAUGGGGGGUUGUUUGGUUAGGGAUUUGUAGGAAUGGAAAAAUUAUAAUAGAGCAGGAGAUUUGUUUUAAUUGUUUAAAAUGGGAGGAGAUUAUAUGGAUAUGAUGUGUUACUGGGUGCGUGUUGUAACUCAAUACUUUUGUCCUGUAAUGUCACGUCCUUUUUGUGUGGUUA
This is a messenger RNA of Diospyros lotus (date-plum), 2387 nucleotides long. RefSeq lists its product as uncharacterized. The coding region runs from base 538 to 1995 and encodes 485 amino acids. The transcript has 5 exons. Lineage: Eukaryota; Viridiplantae; Streptophyta; Magnoliopsida; Ericales; Ebenaceae. The record is from RefSeq and is a predicted model, not a curated record.